Molecule: messenger RNA, 2150 nt
Organism: Trametes versicolor FP-101664 SS1
Lineage: Eukaryota; Fungi; Basidiomycota; Agaricomycetes; Polyporales; Polyporaceae
Exons: 4
Coding region: 172-1932 (586 amino acids)
Biological process (GO): protein ubiquitination
Cellular component (GO): cytoplasm
Molecular function (GO): ubiquitin protein ligase activity
Source: RefSeq, a predicted model, not a curated record
GCCAGUUUUGCCUCCUGGUGUGCGUACGACACUCGACUAUAGCCCACAGCAGCCAGCGGCUGACCUCGCGCAGACAACUCGCAGUACGCUUCCUGGAACCGGGUCCGCUCCAUUCACCAGCAGCCCUAUCUCGCGCGCGUCGACUCCAGAGCUUCACGCGCAGCGACACAGAUGGCGCAAGCACAGAACGCGGUCGUCAUCGACAUGGGCACCCCCGCGCCCGCAGCGGGAGCAACAGGAGCCGCAACUACCGCUCCGCCCGCAUCGAAGGCUAACGACACCCUCUUCGGCCCCAACAUCGGUGUGCUCGGCGGUGGUCCGGAGUGGGCGGAGAGCCCUGAGAAGAGCCAGGAUGUAUUGACUCCGGAGGUAGUGAAGGGCUGGAUUGCGAAGAGCAAGCAGACCCACUAUUCCACCACGACCCUUCAGGCGCUGGUCAACCUGAAGCGGCCCACCCUCCGUCUAUCCCCACUAGAGAAUGAUACCUCGUCUGACGAUGCCGACCAUGUGGACUCUCAACACCACCAUGCGCUCGAGUUCGAAUUCGACUGCGACGCUCCGAAGAGCGGUAUCCGCGUGCACGUCCUCCUUCCCCCUAAGCAUCCCAUGGCAGGCAAGCCAGAUGCGUCGGGCUUUUCCCGGCUCCUCGUCUUUGAGACCAUUGUCGAAGGUGGGUUCGGACGUAUGCUCAAGCUGGAAGAUGGCGCCAUGCUCGAGCUUGGGCGGUUCGACAACACGCGGGCAACCGCUACGGAUGCCCAGGCGACGUCUUCUAGCCCCGAUCAGGAGAAGGCACCCACCCCUGAGCCGUCAUCGACGGAGAACCCCCACCGCAGGAAGCGUUUCACCACGAACUUCCACUUCCGCAAGCGGAGCCAGGACCGUGGCGUCGCUGGCCCGGCACUGGCCGUUGUCGAUGCGGACGUGCACCCGGCGACCGAGGGCGAAGACAAGCCCAAGGAAGCGAAGGACGAGGAAGAGGUCGGUGUUCGCGUCACCAUCCGCCUAACCGCCCUCGACGCGGAGGGUAAGGAGCUGCCGUCGCACAACGAGCAGGUGACAUAUUUGCACAUCGUUCGCUUCGGUGCUCCUCCCGUCGCCGUCGACGGUGUCGAGUCAGAGGACAACCGGCCGUGGGUCGUCAAAGUCGUCAAGCGCGAAGCUACGAUUGGCUUGCACACUUUCCACCUGCACGAGAUCUACGGUUUGUCGGCCAACUCGAACACUCCCUCUCACUCGACACCCGCUCCCACUGCGACCCUCGACACGCACACUUAUCCUCCUGCGGUACCUCCUUCGGUACCUGCGGACGACGAGCCCCAGUCGGAGUGCCUGCUCUGCCUUUCGUCCCCGCGGGAGGUCGUUCUUCUACCAUGCCGUCACCUGGUCGCCUGCCGCGAAUGCGCGCUCAACAUGAUUGAGUUCGGCGCCGGAGGUACGAUCGUGCACAACGACAGCGAGACGAACGCCACCGGCUCGGAGGCACCGGCCGCCGAGGGCACCGCUGCUGCUCCUUCUGAGGGCGCCGCGGAAGGGACUGCCGGCACUCCCGCUACGGAGGGCGCCCCUGCCGCCGCCCAGGCCCCACCGAUCCCGACCAUCCAGACUAACCCGCGGCGGAAGAGGAAGGCCAAGGGCUGGUUCUGCCCAGUGUGUCGCCAACCGUAUACCUCAUUGCUGCGGAUCACGACCACGCCGCCCGAGAUGGACGAGAAGGACGACCAUGGCGACUCGGCGUCUGGGGACGAGCACGUUCCCCAGGCUGUCGCUCCCCCCGUUGCUGCGCCUGCCGUGCCCCCACCGGUCGUCCAGGCCGACCGCGGCCGGUUCGCGUCCAUUCCGCGCCCGGGCUUCCUGCGCGGUUUCGGCCGCCAGGGCGCGCCGCAGCCGGACCUCGAGCGCGGUACCGCGCCCGCUGCGAACGCCGCGUGAUCUCGAUGCUCGACUUCAGUCGACCCGCUGGCCAUGGGUCCGCAUGAUGUAUUUCUCCGCUCUAUCUUGGAAGAGGUGUAUGAUUAUAAGGAUACGGCGUGGAGGGAUACCGGCGGGAUGGCUUGGAUCUCUUGUUUGUAGCGGCGGACGUGUUUCAUAUAUGCUGUUUGUACGGUCGUGAUCUGUAUGUCUGUCUAUGCUAUCCCCUUUUAGACUGG